AUGAUACUUAAAGGCCUUGGGAGCAGUGGUAAUUCUCAAGAAAACAUCUCAGCUCAACUUCAUCUUUCUUUCCCCUCUUCACUGCUAGUGGUCUACUUGUUAUACCAGGAUGCAUUUUUCUAUUCCAAUUCACCUGGGAGUGGUGCUCCUUGCGUGGGAUACACUGGGGCCAAAUCCGGCGUUUCCUGCGCUGAAGAGGGCCUACAGCAGAUGGAUCAAGUAGUUGAUUUCGAACUCCACCAAACCACACCUCCAGUUGGGCCAACAAAUACAGUCGCACAGGUCUUCUUUGCCGCAAACGAUACACGUCUAAUCACCACGGUGAAGGGGGACCCAUCUGCUGGCAAAGCAGGCUUUGUAUCUGUCCUGCCAUUCAAAGAUUCGUGUUCGUCGGUCUUCGAGAGUCAUGAUAUUCGAAGCUCUCCGCCCAGUACGGCAGUGCUAUUUGGUGGCGUUGAAAUCCCCGGCACAUCUGACCUAUUCAUCACGGACGCAUCUUUCGGAGCCACUGUUCUUAUCCUCGAUGACGUCACCGAUGAAGUCUCUCUCAAGCACAAGAUCACCAUCGAAGGCCAGAAAGCCACGUGUUGGGCUACCUACUCUCCGUUGCGAGAGAGUGUAUUUUUAACCGACGCAGCAUCUAACAGACUAGUUGAAGUCCGCAAUGAUAACUCGAAGAUCUUAACGAUCCUAGACCUGAGAAAUGGCGACCCCGGUCUCACCGAUGUCAGAGCCAUCGGCCAUUAUGUAUACGCACUUUCCCCAGGAAAUGGCACCACAGUCGCUGCUUUAACCGUUGUUGACUCUUUCAAGGGCCGGCAGAUCCAGCAUUUUGAGCUGGACAAGUUGGGCGCUGGUCAGCGGUCACAAGGUUUAGCCAUAUUUGAGAAGUAA
This is a messenger RNA of Penicillium roqueforti, 894 nucleotides long. RefSeq lists its product as uncharacterized. Lineage: Eukaryota; Fungi; Ascomycota; Eurotiomycetes; Eurotiales; Aspergillaceae. The record is from RefSeq and is a predicted model, not a curated record. The coding region runs from base 1 to 894 and encodes 297 amino acids. The transcript has a single exon.